CAGCGUCCGGGGUGCGCGUUGAGCGCAGCGCCUCCCUGGCUCCCGACUGGUCCACCGCGGGGCGGGGAAGGAACGCGGGCCCGGCCGAGCUUGUUCCGGACGUGGGACCUCCCCGUAGCGGCUCCCGCUGGCCAAAUAGGGAAGCGGAGCUGCCAGCAAUCGCCGAGCUUCGCUCCUCGGAGGGCCCACCCUGGAUCUCUCAGCCAUAUUUUGGGGGGGGGUCGGAGGAUGGCUGCUGCGACGGAACGUGGGGGCUUUUGAGUGCUUUGGUCCGAUUCCCCCCUACAAGGAAGCGAACGACUUCUGCCAAGCAGGAUGAAUCCCAGCGAAGGUGUGGCGCCGCUGGAGAAAUACAAGCUCGUGGUGGUCGGGGGAGGCGGCGUGGGCAAGAGCGCCCUAACUAUUCAGUUCAUCCAGUCUUACUUUGUUUCUGACUAUGAUCCCACAAUUGAGGACUCCUACACAAAAAUCUGCACUAUUGAUGGUACUUCAACCCGGCUGGACAUUCUGGACACUGCUGGUCAGGAAGAGUUUGGAGCCAUGCGGGAACAAUACAUGCGAACAGGGGAAGGUUUCCUCCUUGUUUAUGCUGUCAAUGACCGGGGCAGUUUCAAUGAAAUCCACAAAUUCCACACUCAGAUACUUCGAGUGAAAGACCGUGACGAGUUCCCCAUGAUCCUUGUUGGCAAUAAGACUGAUCUGGACCUUUAUCGGCAGGUGCCUGAAGAGGAGGCCCUUCACUUUGCUCGGGAGAACCGAAUCCCCUACAUGGAAGCCUCUGCAAAGAUCCGAUUCAAUGUGGACGAGUCUUUCCAUGAGCUGGUCCGAGCCAUCAGGAGGUUUCAUGAGCUGGAAUCUCCCCCUGCCCCAGCCGUUCACCCCCAAAAAAAAGAGCGCAAAAGCUGUCCUUGUUCCAUUCUGUAAAUGGCCAUCCCACAUGAAGCGUUGCAGCCUGGAAGAGGAAGAAGGGCUGCUCAGAUUCCCCCCAACAAAGAGGACAGAGCAGGAUUUCUCCUAGUUCCAUCUCUCCUACUACAACUAGGGCUGGCACUGUGUAUUUUCUAGUUAUACCAAAAUGCUACAGUUUUUAUGUUGUUGCAGAGGAGUCUGCAAACUGGGAAUGAGAAAGGACCUAGACAAGUCCUACUUCUCCAGCAUGUCCUGAACCUACGAGACAUGCGUGCAAUUUUGUUGGCCGUACUCUGCCGCUUUGCCCUCCUCUAUUCUUCCAAGGAAAUUGCAUAAAAGGUGCCCCUUUUUUGCAAGGCGGCAAAAAGCUUAUUCAUUUUAAGUAAAAGAGGUACAGGGUUGUAAAUUUCACUGGCAGUCCAGUGAUAUAUUGAGUUAAAGAAUAGAAAUCAACAGCCGAGCAACAUAUAUCUCACUGCAGCUAAGGGCAAGCUUUUGCACAUACAUGGAUAUACCUACAUGUUCAAAGACAUAUAGGACAAAUGCAUUUUAAAAGGUACUCUAAUUUUUCUAUUCCUUUUUGAAAAAAUAAUAGCUCAUACACUUAAGCCAUACAUGGGCCAAGCAGCAAGGAAAGCAGCAGCGGCAACAGACACAAUUAUACUUUCAUUCUUCCAAAUUGCUGGUACUUUUUUUUUUUCCUAGAGCAGGGUAUAAAGAAGCACACUUUACAGCAGUGUUUUUCAAACUUGGCAGCUUUAAGAUGUGUAGACUUCAAUUAGUGGCUGGGGAAUUUUUGCUGGGGAAUUCCGGGAGUUGAAAUCCACACAUUCUGGGAGUUGAAGUCUAUACAUCUUAAAGUUGCCAAGUUUGAAAAACACUGCUUUACAGUGAGGGAGUUUGCAAAAUUGGGGGGCUAGCAAGAUCGUGAUAUUUUAACAGAAGGUUGUGAUGGCUCUCACAAUAUGGUUGCCAUACUGUAUUGUGAGAGUCACCUAUACACAAAACAAUUACUAUAAGUGUGGCCAGUUACAAAAUACAGUGUGUCUCCUCAUUUAGCAACCACAAUUCAUUCCAGCGAAGUGGUUACUGAGCAAAACGAUCGCUAAGUGAACCACAUGACACAGAGAGACGCAGCGAAGAUCACUGGUUGCUACCAUCUCAUUCAGAUAAAGUUCUCUCGUACAGCACCACCAGUGUUACUCUCAUUCUGGCAUGCAUUGUCGUCAGGUGCAGAAAUAUGGCCAUAAGUGCACACAUUGGUUGGAAAAUUAUUUUUUUAAUACUGUCAUAUUCAUGAGUGGUCACUGAGGUAGUCACUAAACAAGGACUGGCUGUAUCCUUAAGGCAAAUAAGUGGUGAUGCUUCCUGCAGAACCACUUAGCAGCUCCUCGAUGUUCUACCAUCCCAGCUUACUGUUUUAAGAUGGUGAAUGUUUGAAACAGUGAAUGCUUAAUUACUAGAAUCAAAUUUCAGUUCCAAACUUUUUUAAAAAAUUGUUUUGUUCAGGAACAGAAUUACUGUAUACUUUGAAGACAUGACCAGCUUUUGUUAAAUUCAUCCUUUGUUCCCCACUUUUGUAAUGUGCUCAUAAGGGUAAACAAAGUGACGACAAGGAACCUUGUUUUUUUAAUUAGCCACUCUUUGCGUUAGUAAAUUUUCCUCUUAGCAGGGUUUCCCAACAUUUUUAGAGGUACUAUCAUGUUGAAGUAUCAGUAUUGCAGUUGCAUGCAUUUUUACUUGGAUUAUUUUUAUCAGUAGAUCCUUACACUGAUUUUCCAGAGCUUGCGUGCCAUUCAACAGUUCCAUCAUCUAAGAUAACCUUCCCUAGACUUCAGAUGUGUUAAGAUUACAAUUCUCAGAUUAUAUUAGCGUGGAGUAGUGAUUAACAUGUUCAAUCUGGAUCUCUUUGAUCAUGGUUAUAGAAGCUUGCUGGGCCAGUCACUAUCUCCCAGUCCAACUUACCCUACCUGGUUGAUAUGGGAAAAAUGAAAGGGAAGAACAUACAAGAUAUAGAUAAAAUUCUCAGGCAUGCAGCCAUGUGCAUAAUUGGGGAAGGCUAUCCUGCUGGAACUAUCAUAAAUGCCCCCAGUACUUAUGUUCUAAAGAUGGGCAGUCGAUAAAGCAAAUGGAUGUAUUGCACGUGCAAGCUUGAACUGUCACAGAUAAUGUGUGCGAUUGGGGUCCCUUGCUUAUUAUCCUUCUACCAUGCUGCAAAGGCUUGCAUUCCAGCUGUAAAUGCCAAACAGUCUCUAAUGCAAAGUUUAUAAAGCCUUGGGGUUUCCCCUUAAAUGCAAACUGAUCGUGGCAUAAGCCUUCAUAGACUAGAACCUCUUUAUUAAUUGUACAAGGCCAUGGUUACUAAACUGCAAUGCAGCACCAAAGCAAACUCACAAGGGCACCAUGGAUAUUUUAAAUUUCCAAAGGAAGCAGCAAUACUCAAAAUCUGUCAGACACUGCAUGAACCAGUAGCCUAGUACCGUAUGACUUUGUUUCCCUCAGAAAGUUAAAAUAUCCUGUGAUAUCCCUGUGAGUUCAGUUUCUGAAGCCCACGGUUCUGAAAUGGCACCAUGAACCAAGAAACCUCUGGUGCAAGGUGUUAUUCUAAGGCUAAAAGGAGCAUGCAUAUGUGUAUAUGCACACAGAGGCACAAAGACACAACAUUGAACAAAACCUAUUAAAUGUUAAAGUGGUCAUAGGCUGUGAAUGUGACCUAAUCGUGAUUUUAAUAAAAGGGAAACAUUCCCAUUA
Messenger RNA from Candoia aspera, 3660 nucleotides. It is a transcript of the gene RRAS, whose product is annotated as RAS related. Gene Ontology annotation, cellular component: plasma membrane. Lineage: Eukaryota; Metazoa; Chordata; Lepidosauria; Squamata; Candoiidae. The record is from RefSeq and is a predicted model, not a curated record. Gene Ontology annotation, molecular function: GTPase activity; GTP binding; GDP binding. The coding region runs from base 316 to 924 and encodes 202 amino acids. Gene Ontology annotation, biological process: Ras protein signal transduction. The transcript has 6 exons.